Messenger RNA from Eptesicus fuscus (big brown bat), 3000 nucleotides. It is a transcript of the gene KLF4, whose product is annotated as KLF transcription factor 4. The transcript has 5 exons. The coding region runs from base 633 to 2090 and encodes 485 amino acids. Gene Ontology annotation, molecular function: DNA-binding transcription factor activity, RNA polymerase II-specific; RNA polymerase II cis-regulatory region sequence-specific DNA binding. NCBI's taxonomy places the organism in Eukaryota, Metazoa, Chordata, Mammalia, Chiroptera, Vespertilionidae. Gene Ontology annotation, biological process: regulation of transcription by RNA polymerase II. The record is from RefSeq and is a predicted model, not a curated record.
GGCUGCCGGCAGUUCUCCUGCCCGACGGAACGAGCGCCGCUGCGGGCGCGCGGGGAGCAGAGGCGGUGGCGGGCGGCGGCGGCACCGGGAGCCGCCAAGUGCCCCUCCCCGCCCCUCCGGCCCCCCACCCACCCACCCGCCUGCGGCCAGCGCCCAUGGCCGCGCGCGCCUCGCGCAGCCCCCCGGACUCCGCGCCCUGUGCCGCCGCCCAGUCCGCAGAUCCGCGCCACCGCGGCCAGUCUCACCUGGCGGCGCCGCCCGCCCGCCACCCCGGCCACAGCCCCAGCUCUCCCGGCGACGGCCGCGGCGACGGCGAUAGCGGCGGGGGACUCUGCUGAGUCGAAGACAGCAGCCCGGCCACCGGACCUACUUAACUCGCCUUGCUGAUUUUCCAUUUUUAUAAGAGUUGACGACUUUUUAAGAACUUUUGUAUACAAAGGAACUUUUUUUAAAAAAAACAACAACAGGCAUCUACCAUUUAUAUUUAAUCCAAAGAAGAAGGAUCUCGGGCAAUUUGGGGUUUUGGUUUUGACUUCGUUUCUAAGUCUUUUUUUUCCCCUCUUCGUUUGACUUUGGGGUUCGGGUAUCCCCACUGCUUCGGCCUCCCGAGGACCUUCUGGGCCCCCACAUUAAUGAGGCAGCCACCUGGCGAGUCUGACAUGGCUGUCAGCGACGCACUGCUCCCGUCCUUCUCCACGUUCGCGUCCGGCCCGGCGGGAAGGGAGAAGACACUGCGUCCAGCAGGUGCCCCGAAUAACCGCUGGCGGGAGGAGCUCUCCCACAUGAAGCGACUUCCUCCUCUGCUUCCCGGCCGCCCGUACGACCUGGCAGCGGCGACCGUGGCCACCGACCUGGAGAGCGGCGGCGUCGGGUCGGCUUGCGGCGGCAGCAACCCGGCGCUCCUUCCCCGGAGAGAGACGGAGGAGUUCAACGAUCUCCUGGACCUGGACUUUAUCCUCUCCAACUCGCUGUCCCAUCAGGAGUCCGUGGCUGCCACCGUGUCCUCGUCGGCGUCGGCCUCCUCGUCGUCCUCCCCGUCGAGCAGCGGCCCGGCCAGUGCGCCCUCCACCUGCAGCUUCAGCUACCCGAUCCGGCCCGAGGGCGGCCCGGGCGUGGCACCCGGCAGCACCGGCGGCGGUCUGCUCUACGGCCGCGAGUCUGCGCCCCCUCCCACGGCUCCUUUCAACCUGGCGGACAUCAACGACGUGAGCCCCUCGGGCGGCUUCGUGGCCGAACUCCUGCGGCCCGAGUUGGACCCAGUGUACAUUCCGCCGCAACAGCAGCCGCCGCCAGGUGGCGGGCUGAUGGGCAAGUUUGUGCUGAAGGCGUCGCUGAGUGCCCCCGGCAGUGAGUACGGCAGCCCGUCGGUCAUCAGUGUUAGCAAAGGCAGCCCGAACGGCAGCCACCCGGUGGUGGUGGCGCCCUACAGCGGCGGGCCGCCGCGCAUGUGCCCCAAGAUUAAGCAGGAGGCGGUCUCUUCGUGCACGGUCGGCCGGCCCCUGGAGGCCCACUUGGGCACGGGACCUCCUCUCAGCAACGGCCACCGGCCGACGGCGCACGACUUCCCCCUGGGGCGGCAGCUCCCCAACAGGACUACCCCGACCCUGGGAGCCGAGGAACUGCUGAGCAGCAGGGACUGUCAUCCUGCCCUGCCGCUGCCCCCGGGCUUCCACCCCCACGCGGGGCCCAACUACCCACCCUUCCUGCCAGACCAGAUGCAGCCGCAGGUCCCACCACUCCAUUACCAAGAGCUCAUGCCACCCGGGUCCUGCAUGCCAGAGGAGCCCAAACCUAAGAGGGGGAGAAGGUCGUGGCCCCGGAAAAGGACAGCCACUCACACUUGUGAUUAUGCGGGUUGCGGCAAAACCUACACGAAGAGUUCUCAUCUCAAAGCACACCUGCGAACCCACACAGGUGAGAAACCUUACCACUGUGACUGGGAAGGCUGUGGGUGGAAGUUUGCCCGCUCAGAUGAACUGACCAGGCACUACCGAAAACACACUGGGCACCGCCCCUUCCAGUGCCAGAAGUGCGACCGGGCAUUCUCUAGGUCGGACCACCUCGCCUUACACAUGAAGAGGCACUUUUAAAUCCCCAAACAGUGGAUGUGACCCACACUGCCAGAAGAGAAUUCAGUAUUUUUUUUUUCCCUUUUACACGGUCUUCCCAAUGAGGGGAGGAGCCCAGCUGGAAAGCACUACAAUCAUGGUCAAGUUCCCAGCAAGUCAACUUGUGAAUGGAUAAUCAGGAGACGGGAGGAAGCCCAAAGACAAAUCAAUGAACAGAUGGGGUCUGUGACUGGAUCUUCUAUCAUUCCAAUUCUAAACCCGACUUGAAUAUUCCUGGACUUACAAAACGCCAAGGGGGUGACUGGAAGCUGUGGAUAUCAGGGUAUAAAUUAGAUCCGUGAGUUGGGAGGGGGGGGUGGGGGAGGGAAGACCAGUAUUCCCUGGAAUUGUGUUUCGAUGCAAUAUACAUAUAAAGAUCACCUUGUAUUCUCUUUGCCUUCUAAAAGCCAUUAUUAUGAUAUUAGAAGAAGAGGAAGAAAUUCAGGUACAGAAAAUGUGUUUUAAUAGCCUAAACGAUGGUGCUUGGUGAGUCUUGGUUCUAAAGGUACCAAAUGAGGAAGCCAAAGUUCUCAAACUGCUGCAUACUCUGACAAGGAAAAUCUAUUUUUGUCUUCCGAUCUACAUGUAUGACCUAAGUCAGGUAAAUACACCUGGUUUACUUUAACAUUUUUAUGCAGACAGUCUGUUAUGCACUGUGGUUUCAGAUGUGCAAUAAUUUGUACAAUGGUUUAUUCCCAAGUAUGCCUUAAGCAGAACAAAUGUGUUUUUCUAUAUAGUUCCUUGCCUUAAUAAAUAUGUAAUAUAAAUUUAAGCAAACUUCUAUUUUGUAUAUUUGUAAACUACAAAGUAAAAUGAACAUUUUGUGGAGUUUGUAUUUUGCAUACUCAAGGUGAGAAUUAAGUUUUAAAUAAACCUAUAAUAUUUUAUCUGA